This is a messenger RNA of Wyeomyia smithii (pitcher-plant mosquito), 969 nucleotides long. Its product is annotated as nucleolin-like. Lineage: Eukaryota; Metazoa; Arthropoda; Insecta; Diptera; Culicidae. The transcript is spliced from 4 exons. The record is from RefSeq and is a predicted model, not a curated record. Bases 250 to 843 code for a protein of 197 amino acids.
UCAUACACCAUACGGAAACGACGACCGACGAGACUCGUUAACCGAUCGGUCUAUGUUAUACGAUCAUACUAGAUCAAUUUAAUUUCCUUCAUGCCUUUCGAUAGCAUCUCAUUAUUAGCUGAGCCUCAGUGGCUUUUGGAUGUGAAACAAACGCAUUAAUUCGUGCAAACUGUGAUAAAGUGAUUGUCUCUUAGCAAAUCUUACAUAUUGGUUGAAAGAGAGGGAAAAUCUCAAUUCACAAGCCGAAAUAUGCCGGUGAAAAAGAAGGUUGUAAAAAAGGGGGCAGCUGCUCCUCCUCCAGAGCCCGAGCCGGAGCCAGAGCCUGAGCCAGAGCCCGUUGCUGAAGAACCAGAAGAAGAAUCAGAAGAAGAGGAAGCGGAGGAAGAGCCACUCUCCGAAGAAGAAGCUGGGGCGUCCAAAUUUGAGCUGUUACACGACUUCAUGCGAGUGACAAAGGAUUUCUUAGAUCAGUAUGAUGCCAUGGUGGAAAACAGGAACCAAAACCGAUCUUUGUUUCUCAAAAACUUGAAUCCGUUGAGAGAGAUCAUGAUAGCUGUACUUCACCAAUUCAUUAUGAAUGAACUGCCGAGGGAGGAUUACCUCUGUUUGCAUAUAAAAUGCUGUGGGGAAAAACUACUCAACAACGAAGAAUUCACGUUACAUUACGAAGAAACUCAUAAAAAAGAAAACAGACGCAUUACACUGCCAGAGAUACAAACAAUUGCUGCCUAUCGCAAAUGGUGCCGGAAGUACAAGGUCAGAGGAAGGGUUGUUAACAAGGAGUUACUGUUUGUGCUCAGGCGACUGCUGCGGAAAACCAACACCAUUCUGGCAGGAGCAUGAAAAAUACCUAUAAACACUUUAUCGUAUUUCUUUACUCGACUGUUGUCUUGCUUAAAGCUUGCCAACAACUGUUUAUGAUAAAUAAAUAAUAAGACUAUUUGUGAGCAGGAGAUCAUUACAGAAGAA